Molecule: messenger RNA, 1942 nt
Organism: Peromyscus maniculatus bairdii (prairie deer mouse)
Lineage: Eukaryota; Metazoa; Chordata; Mammalia; Rodentia; Cricetidae
Source: RefSeq, a predicted model, not a curated record
UGGGCUCCUGGCCUCAGAAAGCUGCAGAAGGCAGUAUUCUGAUCUGUAUUCCCAGGAGGAUCUGUCACGGAUCUGACCCCUGCUCCCAGGAAAGCCCAUGUCACCCCUAGGGAAAGGGCAGCACAUCGGGCAGUUAGCUUGCCCCCUACCCCCACCCCUGCAUCACGGCAGCCUGGGAACCAGAGGCCUUGGGUACAUAUGUUCCCUUGCCCCAGUGGCCGGUCAUGAGCACAAUCCUGAAUUUCAGGUCUGUAAAUCACUCAGUGUCAGGGAGUUCAUACAAUCUGUCUUCCCAUCGUGGUCAGCCUGCUCACCCCUGCCCCCCCUCCUGGAGUCUGGCUCAAGGAGGGGCUUGGGCUUAUAUAGGGAGCUGCUGUGGGUGGGGCUGGCCAGAGAGGUUUCUGCACUGAAGGUGAGGAGGGUUCUGGGAAUUGACAGGGCAUGGGAACUGAGAGCAACAAGUGCCCAGUAAGAGCCCAACUUCCCUAUUCCGUAGGAGGCUCGCUGCCAGGCUCUGGGACCUGGGGCAUGUGGGUCUCGGCCUGGGCUCUUCAGCAAGUGAGCAUCCCCUGAUGGCCGGAGCGUGGAGUGGAGAAGAGGGUCUGCUGGGUCUCCCUCCCUCCCAACUGCUGUCCUGUCUCAUUCCUGCUCCUUUUCCCCAGCAGGAAGAUGGCGUCUGCAGCAACAGAGGAAGAGAAGGGGUCUCCUGUGGUGGUGGGGCUGCUGGUUGUAGGCAACAUCAUUAUUCUGUUGUCAGGCCUGGCCCUGUUUGCCGAGACAGUGUGGGUGACAGCUGACCAGUACCGUGUGUACCCACUGAUGGGCGUCUCAGGCAAGGAUGAUGUCUUCGCUGGCGCCUGGAUUGCCAUCUUCUGCGGCUUCUCUUUCUUCGUGGUGGCCAGCUUUGGUGUGGGAGCCGCACUCUGCCGCCGUCGGUCCAUGAUCCUCGCGUACCUGUUGCUGAUGCUCAUCGUCUACAUCUUUGAGUGUGCCUCUUGCAUCACAUCCUACACCCACCGUGACUAUAUGGUGUCCAACCCGUCCCUGAUCACCAAGCAAAUGUUGACCUUCUACAGUGCAGACAGCGACCAGGGCCAGGAGCUCACCCGCCUCUGGGACCGGGUCAUGAUUGAGCAAGAAUGCUGUGGCACAUCUGGCCCCAUGGACUGGGUGAAUUACACAUCAGCCUUCCGGGCAGCCACUCCGGAAGUGGAAUUCCCCUGGCCCCCUCUGUGCUGCCGCCGGACAGGGAACUUCAUCCCCAUCAAUGGAGAAGGCUGCCGAGUGGGCCACGUGGACUACUUGUUUACCAAGGGCUGCUUCGAGCACAUCGGCCAUGCCAUUGACAGCUACACAUGGGGCAUAUCGUGGUUCGGCUUCGCCAUCUUGAUGUGGACACUCCCUGUGAUGCUGAUAGCCAUGUAUUUCUACACCACUCUCUGAAGAUGAGGGGGAGGCCAUGUGUUCACCUCUGCCUGAAGAUCCUGCCUCUCAGCCACACCCGGACCUCCUCAAGCUCCUCCCACCCCAACCUCGUGUGUCUCAGCCACAACUUGCUCCUGCCCACUCCCUCCAUCUUUCCUUCUUGCAAUACCAAGUCCUGUUGUAGGUGUGGGAGCUGCCCUGGACCCCAGCUGUGCCCCAGGCCCUGCUUUUGUGGGCCUGGACCCCUGUGGCCCUGUGUCACUUGGCAGAUCUGGUUCAUCUUCCUAGGGACAUCAAAAUGUCCUGUCCUCGGAGGCCCUUCCAACUGUUCCUGACAACCCAUCAUGCACCUCUCUUGUGGCUUCCGAAAUUCUUGCAGGUGUAGUCGUUGUUGCUCAAUAGCUUGUAUAAGCUCUAGUAGACCUAGAUUGCUGAAAGAGGAGGGACACAUUCUGCUGUGGUCAUUGUGGGGUCUCCGUCAUCACCCAGCGUAUGUCUAAUAAACACUGGCUGGCUG